This is a messenger RNA of Zeugodacus cucurbitae (melon fly), 3286 nucleotides long. RefSeq names its product rho GTPase-activating protein conundrum (gene conu). The record is from RefSeq and is a predicted model, not a curated record. Gene Ontology annotation, biological process: regulation of actin filament polymerization; signal transduction; regulation of small GTPase mediated signal transduction. Gene Ontology annotation, molecular function: GTPase activator activity. Bases 771 to 2849 code for a protein of 692 amino acids. NCBI's taxonomy places the organism in Eukaryota, Metazoa, Arthropoda, Insecta, Diptera, Tephritidae. The transcript has 12 exons. Gene Ontology annotation, cellular component: cytoplasm.
UUAGUCAUCUUGGAAGCGUCGAUCGUUCUGGUUGUGUGCAAUUUGUAGCGUGUUAAGACGUUCUUUUGUAAAUUUUCUGUUAUUUGUGCCGUCGGUUGCACUGUUGACUAUUUUUCUUCGGUAUGGUAUAACCAAAGCAAAGCAAAGCGACAACUUUAUUUUGCUUGUUCGCCACUUUUGCGAUGCAACAAUAACGAGUUGGAAAUAAGCGACUUAGAGCGAUUGCAAUUGCAACAAGUGUAAAGUGAGUUCAUUACUUCGACUGACAUGUGCAUACUAAUCUAAAUACAAGCGCAGUCCUAUUCAAAUUCGCUAUUAUUUUAAGAACAUAAAAAGCAAAUAAGAAAUCAGCAAAAACCAACUGCAAGACAAGUGUAAAAUAGCAAAUCAGCAAAUCGUGUCGUAGGUACUUUUAGCUGCAUUUUCCUAGAAAGACGUGGACAAAGCGAAAUUACAACAAAUCCACUACAACAGAUUAAAAGCGACAUUUAACGUACAAGUUUUGUCUGGGGAAUUCUUAAACUUCUGAACAGAGGCAUUGAAAAAGACAAAACGUUGGAAUAAAGAGUGACGAUUGCAGCACCGUACUCAUACGUCAAAUAGCAGCCAAAUCGAACACAACAUUGACAAUAUGUAAUAGAGCGUCGAGCCCGGUGUACUGCAAUACAUAGAAACAAAACUGCAACUGCACAGGAAGAUUGAUCUGUCCAACACUCUGCAAUAAUUUUCUAAACUUCUAAUUUCUUCACUAAAGUGAUCAAAGCAACAAUAUGCCAUAUUUUCCAAAUAUAAAUAAAAGUCAACAUGUUAAAAUGACAAGUAGCAACACGUCUUUAGACAACACAUCCGAUCAGGAUUACAGCGAAUUCCUAAAUGAGUAUCAGACUAAUUCGCCGCACAAUGAACCUGAAGCACAUUAUGAAGAGGGUGAAUUGGAAGCUGAAUGGUUAGUUGCCGCUGGAUUUCCACAGCUCAUAAAACCCUUUGAGCAGGGUCUCGAGUUGCGAACUUCGGAAUUGGAACCAAUAUUAGCAUCACUAUCUAUGCCCCACGCCGAAGCAAUCAAACAACGCGUUCGAGCGCUGAAUCAUACAGUACGAGGCCGGACAAAAAACCGCCAGAAACGCAAGCCUGACAUUAGGGAUGUCUUUCGGGAUUUCGAUGAAUCCAGUACAGGAACACGAUCUCGCAGUGCUACUCCUGACUCCUUGGACUCUAUUCACGGGGACGAAGUUUGGGGAAACACAUCCAUACCAAGUUUUGUGACCAUUUUCGAUCAUGGAUCUGUUGUUGACUCAGGAAAUGGUCAUCAGACAUUACAAUUGGGCAAGAACCAAAAACAGCGACUUCGUCGGACACCAAGUGCUCCACUCAAAGGGUCGCAAGACAUAUUUCGAGGUUCACACGUUCGCUGUGAUAUUCCAAUGUUUGCUGCAGAGGGCAUUGAAUUGUUAGGGUUCUCUCGUAUCGGUACCAUUCACAUCCCACGAAAUCGUUCUGGAUCGGAUCCAUCCUGUUCAGUGGGUCGUGUGCACGGUCAACUUAUACAAUAUGCAAACAGUGAUAACAACGCUUCAGGAGAAUCGAGUGACGAAUGUCUCUCUAAUACUGCGCGUAUGUCAAGCUCGUCUUCUUCGGAGAGCACGCCACAAAAAAUACAUUUAGACACCCCACCACAAAGUGUACAGAACUCGCCUUCCUCUCGGGACGGCAUUAGUUUUGAAAAUAUGUGCCGUGGGACAUCUAGUCAAGAUGGAGUGGAUGUUGUGGACAAUAGUGACGCUUCAUUGGAGUUUUGUACCGAUAUAGAUACUAUUAACGAAACAGAUUUAAAGCGUCUACAAGCUGUUUUUUGGUUAGAACUAGCUGCAAUAUUCGAUCGAAAUCAUGUUUCUCUUGAUAAGCGGAAACCAUUUAAAAGACGACGAAAAGAAGAGGGAAAUCUCUUUGGCGUUUCUUUGAAUGCUCUUAUACGGCGUGAUCAGCAAAUAACAGGUAGAGACUCUACGUUGGUGCCAUUGUUCUUAGAAGGUCUUCUAGAAGAACUUGGGAAGCGUGGUGCUAGGGAGGAGGGUAUUCUCCGCGUUGCUGGGCACAAGCAAAAGACUGAAAUAAUUUACAAUGAGCUAGAGUCGAGUUUCUAUCAGAAACCGAAAAAGUUUGCGCAACUACUUAGUUCAGCUAGUGUUCACGAUCUAAGUGCUCUACUUAAGCGAUGGUUGCGGGAGCUGCCUCAACCAUUGCUCACGAAUGAAUUAAUUCAGCUUUUCUACCAAUGCCAUGCUCUACCACAAUCGGAUCAAGCAAAAGCUCUAGCUAUUGUAGUUCAAAUGCUACCGCAUGAGAACCGAAACACAUUACGCACAUUGAUACGUUUUCUGAACAAGAUUAUUGAUCAUAAAGAUCACAACAAAAUGAAUAUGCACAAUGUUGCAACAAUAAUUGCACCAUCUUUUUUCCCGCCACGCUACAUACACCCAACAGACAAGAAUAGUAUUGAGGAACAAGUUAAAAUGGCUGCACAGUGCUGCCGUCUUACCAAUAUGUUGAUAACGCGCGGAGAGGCGUUAUUUCAAGUGCCAAAUAGUCUAAUAGAGGAAUCCAAAUCAAACAAAACACGACAGGGUAAACGCGUUUUGCAUAGACGAGUCAAAGCUACUACGUCUCUACUUCAUCCAAGUAGUGGUAAUUGCAGUAAUGCAGGGGACACCAGCCACCAUCAUACCCAUUUGCAAUCGAAUCACCAGCCAAGUAGUCAUGUUGUCAAUGUGGUGACAGUGGAUGGCAAUAACACGAUAAAACGUCAACAGUCAAUAAACCCAAGUCAUGUGCAUCGUCUAAUCAUUUGAUCGUUUAAGCAUAUGCCUAUACAUAUAUAUAAAAAAUUUUCAGUUUUUUAAUCGGACUAAAUAUUAGAAACUAGCUUUAGCGAUAUGAAAGAAUAAUCUUUGCCACAUUUUACUUUCCACUAUUUAGAAAUUUAUAUAUUUUAGCAACAGAUAUUUAACAUCGAGAUUAAAAAUUGUGAAACACAAAACAAAGUUUGUAUGUUUGUAUAAUAAUCUAGAGCUUUUACACAAAUAUAUCUACAUAUUACAUAAGUAAUGAAACAUAUUGUCACAAUUAAAAUAGUCAUCGGCGCAUGUUGUGCCAUGAACGUUGGAAACUCAUAAUUGUGCUCUUAAUAUAUAGAGGAUAUUCAAUUGAAUAAGUAUAUAUGCUAAUAAAAAUGUAUACGUACAUACAUAUGUACGCCAAAAAUAAUAAAAAAGGUAACAUUAUAAAA